Molecule: messenger RNA, 423 nt
Organism: Danaus chrysippus (African queen)
Lineage: Eukaryota; Metazoa; Arthropoda; Insecta; Lepidoptera; Nymphalidae
Source: the annotation of a GenBank genome assembly
AUGCGCGUAGCUUUGAGUGGAAAAGCCACAAGGCACAACAUACUCAAACAAGAGAGGGCAUCACUUGAAGACGACCCCAGCCCGGCCACAAGCAUGACCAGAACUUCACUAAAAGUUGACAUAAUUACACUCGAUAACUCUCGAUGCUCACUUGAAAAAGAAAAUUCUCUCAGGCCAGCCAGCCAGCGUGAGAGACCCUCGGUAGUGUCCAAACGAGAGUUGUCUGUUGGUAAAUCCUUCGCCAUACGCUCGCUACACAUCCCCAACAGCGACUCGGCUCAACAAGAGAGUGGAUCAGAAGCCGGAGACGUGAUAGACCUCGGCGCGCCGCGUCGUGUCCGUCGCGCGCCCGUGUCGUUGCCGCGCGCUCCCCGCCUGUACACACCCAACCCUCGUCUGUUCGUAUUCAAACAUUUCUCUUGA